Molecule: messenger RNA, 2669 nt
Organism: Motacilla alba alba
Lineage: Eukaryota; Metazoa; Chordata; Aves; Passeriformes; Motacillidae
Gene: NAPB
Product: NSF attachment protein beta
Exons: 11
Coding region: 253-1143 (296 amino acids)
Biological process (GO): synaptic transmission, glutamatergic; intracellular protein transport; SNARE complex disassembly
Cellular component (GO): vacuolar membrane; terminal bouton; synaptobrevin 2-SNAP-25-syntaxin-1a complex
Molecular function (GO): syntaxin binding; soluble NSF attachment protein activity
Source: RefSeq, a predicted model, not a curated record
CCCACAGCCGUCUUUCGAGUCGUCUCCUGAAGGAAUCCCGCUUUGGGAAUAACCCGAGGGCGGUGGCUGCGCGGGUCCCACCCGCCGGGAGGAGCCGCUCGCUCAUCCCCGAUCCCCGCCGGAUCCCGCAUCCCGCAUCCUGCGCGCGCCCCGCCCCGCGCACGCGCCCGGCGCGCUCCCGGUGCCGCGGCGGAGGAGGAGGAGGAAGGAGGAGGAGGAGGAGGAAGAAGGAGAGCAGGAAAAGCGGGAGCGAUGGACAGCGCCGGCAAGGAGCGGGAGGCCGUGCAGCUCAUGGCGGAGGCCGAGAAGCGGGUCAAGGGCUCGCACUCCUUCCUGCGGGGGCUCUUCGGGGGCAACACUCGGGUGGAGGAGGCCUGUGAGAUGUACACCAGGGCUGCCAACAUGUUCAAGAUCGCCAAAAACUGGAGUGCGGCAGGAAAUGCCUUUUGCCAGGCAGCCAAGCUGCACAUGCAGCUCCAGAGCAAGCACGACUCAGCCACCAGCUUUGUGGACGCCGGGAACGCCUACAAGAAAGCAGAUCCGCAAGAGGCCAUCAACUGCUUAAACGCAGCCAUCGAUAUCUACACGGACAUGGGCCGCUUCACCAUCGCUGCCAAGCACCACAUCACCAUCGCUGAGAUCUACGAGGCCGAGCUGGUGGACAUCGAGAAGGCCAUCGCACACUACGAGCAGGCUGCGGAUUACUACAAGGGGGAGGAAUCCAACAGCUCAGCCAACAAGUGUCUGCUGAAGGUGGCGGCCUACGCGGCGCAGCUGGAGCAGUACCAGAAAGCCAUCGAGAUCUACGAGCAGGUGGGAACAAACACGAUGGAUAACCCUUUGCUCAAGUACAGCGCCAAAGAAUAUUUCUUCAAAGCUGCCCUGUGCCACUUCAUCGUGGAUGAGCUGAAUGCCAAGCUUGCGCUGGAGAAAUAUGAAGAAAUGUUCCCGGCUUUCACAGAUUCCCGGGAAUGCAAGCUAUUGAAAAAACUGCUGGAAGCUCAUGAGGAGCAGAACAGCGAGGCCUACACCGAGGCUGUGAAGGAAUUCGACUCCAUCUCGCGGCUGGAUCAGUGGCUCACCACGAUGCUGCUGCGCAUCAAGAAAACCAUCCAGGGCGAGGGCGACGGCGACCUCAAGUGACGCCCGCGGGCCCUUCCCGCCUCCAGCCGAGGACUUUUCGGGAAUUCCCGACCCAUUCCUGCGCUUUCUUUCGUCGCUUCCCACUCCCAUGGCUCACUGUGUUUCUUUAGCCCCCGCUCUGUGGUGACGCUCCGGGCGGAUGCCAGGCGGGAGAAGCCCUUGGAGCGGAAUUCCUCCUUCUCCUCCUCGGGUUUGGUCCCGCUCAUCCCGGUGCCUGCACUCGCAGCUCCCAGUUUUCCUGCUGUUCCGUUGAUUCCAGCAUGUAAAUAUUCCAUCCAGGCCAGCACAGUACCAAUAAGCGCUUCCAGCCCGUUGUGUUCCCAUUUUCCCGUUCUCAAGUGUUGGAUACACUUGGAUUUGGGGGUCUGGAAGUGGUGCUAGGCAGAGGCUCUGGGAAUUGGGAAUAUCCCACACACCCUCACCACGCCGUAGGCAUUCCAGGAGCCUAGGAUCGGUGUCGGCCCUAGGUCCUAGUUGGUUUCCAUCUUUCUUGGAUUGAUUUUCCACUUCAGUUCGUGGUGCAUCCCAUCCCUCCACUUCCAAAUAAUUCCACCUGAGGGAGGAUCUAUUUUUUUACCUCACCCUCUGCGUGUGCCGGGCACAAUCCCUAAAUUCCGACCCCUCGGCUGCACGCAGGUGUUGAUCCCACAGGAGCCUUGUUGGAAUUCGGGUGGCAGGGGGGCACAGUUUGCUUGGGAAAAGUUAAAAAAUCCCUGCAGGAAUCGGUGGGUACGUUUUUUAAGGAGAGAGGAGUGAGCUGCCUGGUUUUUCAAGGAUGCGUCGGAGACGUCGGGAGCUUGUGCAAUUUGUCACUCUUUGGGAAGAGUGCAGUCAUUAAUAAGGGCUGUUCUGGAGGCUCCAGGCAGUCCCAGCCCCUCUUUCCUCUGGAAAAAGUCAGCUUGGAAUGUUGGGCUUUGGUUAGAGCUUGGCUCGUUGGGCUCUAAAUUUCUGAAAACCAAAAAUCCCGAUCCAUGCCAAAUUCUCCUUGGUUUGGUGUUUUCCCACCCUUCCCGAUCUCUGUUUCCCACAGGUCCUUGUGUUCAUCCCAAAUAUCCCAACCAGAUGGAAAAACCCGGGCUUGGGAGGCAGUGGCGGGGAUCUCCCAGCUCCAGGCUUGGAAGCACACGGAGUUCAUCCAUUCCCACCCUUAGGAAUGGCUUGAUCAGGCAUCCAGCACUGUGGGAGCCGGGAUGAGGGGAAGCACAGCUUGGGAGGCUCCACUUUUCCCGGUGUUUUUUGGGUUCUGUUGCCGUUCCCUGUGUCGGUGUUGUAGGACAGGAGGAGCAGGAGGGCUGUUACUCCAUCCCUACACCUGGUAGUUGUGUGUGAGUAGCUCCAGCAUGUCCUCUGCUGUAUCCAUGGUGAAUUGUGACGGUUCCCAGGUGACAAUUCCGCCACUCCCGCUGUAUUCCCGCCCCACCUCCAUCACUCUCUACUCGGAAAACUUAUUUAAGGAAAUGGCCUUAGCAAGAAUAUCAUGUUUGGUGUGACUCUGUACAUGAAUAAAGUGAAAAUCAUGGAUGGAA